Microbotryum saponariae is the source of this 741-nucleotide messenger RNA. The record is from the annotation of a GenBank genome assembly. NCBI's taxonomy places the organism in Eukaryota, Fungi, Basidiomycota, Microbotryomycetes, Microbotryales, Microbotryaceae.
AUGCGGGAUGCACCACCAGCAUACACACCAGCUCCAACACCUCGCGACACCCCGCUCAAUCGUACCAAACCCAGCCUGUUGAGCCUGCCCGAACCGAUCCUGUUGCUCAUCAUCUCGCACUGCCCCAUCUCCACGAUCGCCUUCAGCCUGCGUGCGACAUGCCACAAACUCUCCACCUACGCCCUCUCGGUCCUCCGAUCCGUCUACCUCCCACUCUACGCGUCUCUCGUCCAAGCUCCCAACACCUCGUCGCCGCUUUCACCGCCGUCGUCUCGCGAAUGCAAGGUAUUGGACCUGUUCAUCCUCGGUCGAAGUUGGGUCGCGAACGAGCAAAGUGCGAGCGAGUUGCUCCUCUCCUCAAGGACCGAAUGGUCACCUGAUCAAUCACAAGCCGGUCUAGAGCGAGACAUUUUCAAUUUCCUACAACCCAAAGCCAGGACCGAGGACCUCCUCAUUAUUGAUCUUCUCUCGACCCAGACCGAGUGCGAGACCGAGCUCGAUCCGAAUCUCACAAAAGAUCUCAAACUCGUCCUCACGCGAUCGCAAGUGACGCUGACACUACCUUGGCGAUCCUCGAAUCUCGAGACCAAACGCGAACCCGUCGAUAAGGCGAUUUUUCAGGUCCCCACGAGGCAAGGGGAAUUGUUGGAACGGCUCGCGAGGAGGAUCGCGAGGGAGUUCACGUCGGGUAGGGUGAGGGUACGAAAGGAUUGCAUGAUGGGUUGGUACGAUUGGGCGUAG